CAACUAAAUACACAACUUAGCUCGUCUUUCGCGAGGUAUAUAAUGUCACUUUGUACGCCUUGAGCAUACAUGAUAGCGCACAAGCAGACCCCACCACCACUAAAUUUCGAAUCAGGCGUCUACAAAUUCAUUGCAAACACGAAAACAAGUCUAAUUAUGAAUAAAGUUAAUAUUUUUAAGAAUAUUUGGCUAAAAAUACCCCGAUCAAGAACGAACAUCGAUCGACCUGGGGAAACUGCACCAAGUGACCAGUCAGAGAAUAAGCAUGGCCCACCACCGCCUGAAUAUACCGAUCUUCCAGUACAGGAUAACAAAAGAGAUGCUACACCUAAACGCGAGACACUCUAUCCAAUCAUGACCAGAUUCGCCAAGGAAAGCAGGGAAAUCCGAGACGGCCAACUCAUCUGGUCCCUCGUUGAAAUUAUAGCCGUCACAUUCUCUACUGAUUGUCGAAGACUUACAGCUGCCCUUGAAAAGAACGAUCCGAGUUGGGCUAGCAUCGCAGGCAUGGAAGACUCACCGUCCAUGACCAAUGAAACGGGCAGGAUCCUGCUUAAAGAAAUUUCCGCUCUUGUUCGAAGCUUCCAGAAGGAGAUGAGCCGUAAUCGCUGGCUCUUGAUACCUAAAAGGGAGAAAGAUCUCAUCGAAAAGAUCGUGUUAGAGCCCGUCAUCGACUUCAAUCUGAAUCUUGACUAUGUUCUUGAGCUUCUAGGCCGAUACGAUCGUGUCGAGGGAUGCCCGAGACCGGAGAGCACGCUAGUUGAUUGCUGGCUGUCAAGAUCGCCUAAGCUAGGUGAUACAAUAGCGUCACAUGCUUUAAUUAUUCGAAAUGUUCCGCUAGGGGAAAAUGUGCAUCAUGUACUGGAAGACUCCAUAAUCCGUUUCCAGAAGGAAAAUGGAUUAGAGGGGCUCUGUACUUCAACGGAAUUGCAGAAGGAAUCAAUGUUGUCAGUAGCGACGAUGUGCUGCUGGCCUCUGAGCGAUGAGUACAUGGAUCUGGCUCAGGGAUUAAGGGUCAUGGAGAGAGAUGGUGUGAUGAACGAUCCUUUCGAGCUUAGUCGAGCAAGAUUGAGAGAAGCGCGAGAUUUUCGUAAGAACUGGGAAUGAAAAGUAGGCGAUAUUGAAUCUCAUUAUUGUACUAGAAUGUAGAAGUAAGUGACUGGGUGGGAUAAGAUCUCCACGGGCGACUACCGGUGACCUUAACUGGUUUACGGAGCUUCAGCAAAGAUCCGCAUCAUGGUUGAUAGUCCCAGCAAUAAUGGUAAAC
Molecule: messenger RNA, 1267 nt
Organism: Aaosphaeria arxii CBS 175.79
Lineage: Eukaryota; Fungi; Ascomycota; Dothideomycetes; Pleosporales
Exons: 1
Coding region: 70-1107 (345 amino acids)
Source: RefSeq, a predicted model, not a curated record